CUUUCAGUUGACUUUCAUCGUCGUUCGUAGCGAACGUUUUGCACGACUCGCUUGUCGAUAGGAAAUCGCAUUAUAUUUAAUAGCUGCGUAAUAAGAACGUUGCACGUUUUCUGCAAGGAAUGUUUGCCAAGCGGCAAGCGUGAACACUAAACGCUGGAUCGUAUGUUUUCAUUUAGCCGUGGUGAAUGUUGGAUUAUUUUGUUCGGUAAUUUAUUAGCACUUAAAAAAUAGCGUCGCGGAAAGCGUGGCGCAAUGCAGUGUGUGUUUGGACGCGGAUUGAAACUGUGUUUAACUAAGUUGUUUGACGGUGGAGGCAGAAGGGUGCAGGACGGUGACCACUUUUAGAGAUGUUGCCGAUGGUACAGGCAGCACUAUUUCUAUCGGACGCUGGCAACCACUCCACUGAUGGGGUGCCACAGUCGGCUCACUUGACACCCCCGACGACAUCGGAUUCUGAUGUUGAGGAGCUUGUUGAUAUAUUUUUCGACAUUGAUGUAGCCGUUGUCAAAACAUUGUCAAGAAUUGAAUCCUGUGACCUCCAACUGGGAGACACAUGGAGGGGGAUGCAAAGCAAGAUGAGCGUGACAGCGCCAGUUAAGAAGAUAAGGAAAAAGUCUGAGAAUAAGCCACAGUCUCAAAUAAACAAGUGUCACAACGAAAAGAAACGCCGGGAGCUCGAGAACGAAGUCAUAAACCAGCUGGAAGAGUUACUGGGGGCGUGCCUGGCGGACGUGAAGCAGCCGGACAAGAACGGCAUCGUCAGAGAAGCCACACGCCAGCUGCAGGAGGCUCUCAACCGGCGGCGAGACUGUCCCGCGGAGUGUCCCGUGCGGCGCGGCCCAUGUUUGUCCCCGGUGCAGGGUGGCGAGGUCAGCUCCACUCAGCACUCGGCGUCGCACGACUUCCACUUCUCGGACAUCAGUACUCUGAUAGAGGCUGUCAAACAUUACACGAGCGUUUUGGGCCUGAUUUUAAUGGAAAUCAAUUCGAGAGGCGAUAUUGAAUGCGUCACUGAGAAUAUAAAAGACUUUAUACUCUUCGAAAGAACUGAGCUUUAUAAAAAAUCUCUCUUCUCCCUGCUGCAUCCGGAUGAUCAUGCAAAGUUUAACCCGCUGUUGAGGACUGUCCAAACUUUUGCUUGGGGUGCUGCCGAUUCGGAGAAGUUUCAGAAUAUUCAAGCUCGAUUCCGUAUUAAGGACAUAGAUGUUGCCGAUGGUACCAGAGUGUGAUUUGCUAAGGAGGUUCGUGGACAGUGUAAUUCACGCUGCGCCGGUACGCGGCCCCAGCCCGGAGCAGGCCGGCUCCGUCAUGUGCGUCAUUCGGCGCUGCGAGUCGGCCGCCAUCUCCAACGACGGCAAACCCAAG
This is a messenger RNA of Leptidea sinapis, 1365 nucleotides long. RefSeq names its product nuclear receptor coactivator 2 (gene tai). Gene Ontology annotation, cellular component: nucleus. NCBI's taxonomy places the organism in Eukaryota, Metazoa, Arthropoda, Insecta, Lepidoptera, Pieridae. Bases 348 to 1229 code for a protein of 293 amino acids. Gene Ontology annotation, molecular function: protein dimerization activity; nuclear receptor binding. The record is from RefSeq and is a predicted model, not a curated record. Gene Ontology annotation, biological process: positive regulation of transcription by RNA polymerase II; cellular response to hormone stimulus. The transcript has 5 exons.